AUGUCAAAUUAUGAAACGUCGAAUAAAGUUUGUUUCGAAUGCUCUGGCAAACAAAAAAAACGCUCAUGUUCAUGUCAAGGAAAUGUGAGUUGUCUGGAUCGAAUUGAAGGCGAUGGUUUACGUUUGAAAGGGAAAAUAUUACCUGAAUCGACACCCGUCCCUUGCCAAUGUAUCGAAGAAGAAGCGUGGAAUAAAAAUAUCCCUCCAAAACCAAAUUGCGAAUGGUUGAAUAGUUUUAAGGAACUUCGUCGUCAAUGGAGCAAUCACAGUCGACAGCAGCAAAAUUGCAAAUGUUACGGUUGUAAUUCAUACAGAUGCCAGUCCUGUUUGUUAUCCUCCUACACUGGUGGUAAUGUUUUAUCGCCAACAGUUCGUCAGAAUGAUUCCUUCAAAGUUUGCCCACAAGGAUCAAGAUCAAAAGACAAAUCAACAUCAACUUCUAAAUGUUCAUUAUCACCGAAUUAUAAUUCUCCAGUGACGAAUUUUCAAAAUUCACGAAAUUAUCAAUCACAGCACGGCAAUAGAUCAAAUUCACCACGACGAUCAAUAUUGAGAAAAGGACAAUGCUUCACUCCAGAAUGUUGCUUCUGUCAUACAGCGGCAAACGCUUGUAAUUGCGCCUCAUCUGUAAGGGAGAAUUCAGAAAGAGAUUAUUAUUCCGAGUAUUCACGAGAACGUAAAUUUCCACGAAAUAAUAGCGAUUCGACAGAGAAAUUACAUGAAAAAUGUCAAUUACAAGAUGAAAAAUAUCUCUGCUAUAAAUGUGAGCCGAGUUCAUUACCAUCGUGCGGUCAGUGUCCAGCAACAAGUUGUUGCAGAGAAGAUUCAGAUUCCUCCUCAAGUCGUUCAAAAUCAGCAACUCCUUCGAAAUCCUCUCGUCACAAGACGUCGGACAAUUUUUUUCAAGAAACCCACGUACCUAAAAAUCAUCUCGGCGGUCAUAAUAGUUCAGGAACAUUGACAGAGGUAAUGAAAGAUGAAUCGUGUUGCUGUUAUAAUUUGAAAAUUAGCGAAAACAGGAGAGAAUUUAUCAAACAAAGAUGUCAUAAUUCUAAACAAAAUUCACUCUUACCGAAAAAUUGUUUCCAAUGUCCAAUGUGUUCAUCUGUUCUCUCCUCUAUUGUCUGGAAAUGUCCAACGAUUAUUUCGCCGAAAUCAUACAAAUCCAGUAAGUUCGACGUCAAAGUGGAAAACAAUUCAAAAUUCAAAGUCCAUCCUCAGAAUUCGAAUUAUGAUUUAAAUACGUCAAUUAGUUGCACUGAAACAUGUAAAAUAGACGUAAUUUCCGGACAAGAGAAAUAUGACAAUGAAAAAGUGAAAUUUCACAAAGAUUACAACAAUGAAGAGAAGAAAUUCGAUAGAAAAUCAAAUUAUUCGAAAAAAGAUUUUAAAAAUUAA
Leptopilina heterotoma is the source of this 1398-nucleotide messenger RNA. RefSeq lists its product as uncharacterized. The transcript is spliced from 6 exons. Lineage: Eukaryota; Metazoa; Arthropoda; Insecta; Hymenoptera; Figitidae. The coding region runs from base 1 to 1398 and encodes 465 amino acids. The record is from RefSeq and is a predicted model, not a curated record.